GUAAAACUGUACCUGUACCUCCUCGCUAGUGUUCUGAUUGGGCCAUGUUGGCAACUUUAGAGGGCAUUUUUGCAGCUUUGUGUGAGUGUUGUUUAAUAUGUACAAAUAUUCUGCAUUGGCAUUCAACAGGAGUUCAGAACAGUCAGGAGUACUUUUUUUUUUCUUUUCUUUGUGUCAACACACCCGAGGGUUGUUUUGGUUCAGAGGCAGCACUGGGGCCCCUUGGUUUUGGAAGUGCUAUCGGAGGCCGUCUAAAGGUUCCCAGGCCUCACUGACGACACGGCGGAGCACUGAGAGAGCGACUGAUGCAUGGCUGCGGCGCUGCUGAUGGCUAAGUUGGCAUUUUUGAAAAGGUUCCCAGCGUUUUGUGUUGCUGAGGGUACGGAGCUGGAAGGGAAUGGGAGUAGGAAGGCAGCCCGCAUAGAUUACAUUCUAUGUGAGUGGUUGUGUUUUUCCGCCUAUCUUUGUCCAAGUUCCAUCAACAUGCGUGGCAACAAGGAGGUUACAGGUGGCAGAAAUGGAAGAUUAGAAUUUUUCCUUGUGUUCGCAUACACCCAAACAUUACCUCUAGUUCCCAACAAACUGCCUGGGGGCUCUAACAGUUCUAACUGUUCUAACAGGUCAGUCGCACAUUUGUGUGCUUGCUUUACUUUAUGGAUAAAUGCAGCUCAGAAGGAGAGCACCGGCUGGACUCCUCAAAGGAAAGAAGAAAGCAACCCUCCGUCACAAUAGACACGCUCCCACAGACGCACAUGCACACCACCCUAUCUGUGGGGUCCCCUCCCCCUCGCUCAAUCGCCACCCUAACUCCCCCUCCCCCCCCUUUUCCUUCAGCGAUUGUGUGCAUUGAGGUUUUCCAGAGGCGCGACUCCUCCUGCGCUCCCCACUACAGCAAGCGGAUGAGUGUCACCUCCUCCGCCGCCCUUUUUGCAACGCUGUUCAUGGCGGAGGACUGAAAGCAAUCCCACCAGAAGAGUUAUGGCUACAGAAGGAAGAGGGGGGUGCUGACACACCGGAUGCAUUGCAUGAUGCAUCAUCUGCUAUGCAGGUUUGCCAAAAAGGGCGCUCCACCUGCAGGAUGGUCCUGGCUUUCGUCAUGACUGGCUGACUUCAUCCUCAACCUUUUUCAACUACGCCAAGGGGACGCCAAAAGCAGUUUUAAUGAACCAGUACACGCUAGCCGACGCCAUGACCGAUAACUUGAGGAUUUUAUAAUUCUCCCAGAGGAAGAACUUCGCGUCUUGUAAGGAGUCACAGAGGAAAUUUCACAGUUCCCAAGCUGCCAGAGUCCAAUAUGGGGUUUGGCGUGCUGGGGGUGUUCCUGGGACUGCUUCUGGAGGUGUCCACCCACGGACCCCAUUCUGUGCCUCGGACCUCAUGGAGACACCAAGAUUUAGAGCUGAUGGAGUUUUCCGAGCCGGGCAUCUUCAACUACUCAACGCUGCUACUGAGCGAGGAGAGGGACGCGCUCUACGUGGGUGCCAGGGAGGCCAUCUUUGAACUUAGCAAGAAGAACGUGACCGUCCGAAACAACAAGGCUCUGUGGCAAGUCGGCGACACCCCCGUCGCCAUGUGCACCCUCAAGGGGAAAUCAAAGGAGACCGACUGUCUUAACUACGUCCGAGUGCUGCAGGUCGUCGACAGCGAGCGGCUCUACAUCUGCGGGACGUACGCCUUCCAGCCUCAGUGUGAUUAUUUGACUUUGGCUGACUUUUCUUUGGAGGGUCGAGCUGAAGACGGCAGGGGAAAGUGCUCUUACGACCCCUCGCAGAGCUUCACCACGGUCAUGGUUGAUGGAGAGCUGUACUCGGGGACGGCAUACAACUUCUUGGGCAGUGAGCCCAUUAUUUCCAGAUACUCGCCAUCGCAGUCCCUACUGAGGACGGAGUAUUCCACCUCAUGGCUCAACGAGCCAAGUUUUGUUUUUGCCGAUGUGAUAAGGGAAAGCGACGACACGGAUGGUGAAGAUGAUAAAAUCUACUUCUUCUUCACCGAGGUGUCCGUGGAGUACGAGUUUUUUGGCAAUCUGCUCAUUCCUAGGGUGGCACGCGUUUGUAAGGGUGACCUUGGAGGACAGAGGACGCUGCAGAAAAAGUGGACAUCUUUUCUAAAAGCCAAGCUGGUGUGCUCCAUGCCGGAACUUAACUUCGUCUUCAACGUGGUGCACGACAUCUUCAUCCUGAAGGGUGCCCACUCGAGGGACACGCUCAUCUAUGGGGUCUUCACCUCCCAGUGGGGUAACGUGGGCUUGUCGGCGGUGUGCGCUUACAACUUGACCACCGUGGAGGAGGUCUUCUCCAAGGGCAAGUACAUGCAGAAGGCCACCGUGGAGCAGUCCCACACCAAGUGGGUCCGCUACAACGGCAUUACUCCAUCCCCACGCCCUGGGGCGUGUAUCGACGGCCACAUGCGGAAGCAGAGCAUCAACAGCUCCCUGCACCUCCCAGACAAGACCCUGCAGUUUGUCAAGGACCACCCCCUGCUGGAGGACCCCGUCCUGCCCGUCGGCAACAGGCCCCGCCUCAUCACCAAAGACGUCAACUACACUCAGGUUGUCGUUGAGCGGGUCCGCGCACUUGAUGGGAACAUCUAUGAUGUCAUCUUCACUGGAACGGACAAGGGCGUCCUGCACAAGUCUGUGGUUCUCGGCGGCGUAGUCCACAUUGUGGAAGAGAUCCAGCUCCUGAAGCAGUCAGAAGCCAUCCAAACCUUGCUGCUGUCGUCUGAGACGCGGUCCAUUUACGCCGGAUGCGACUCAGGAGUGGUGCAGUCACCCACAUCUCUCUGUGGCAGGUACCAGUCCUGUUAUGACUGUGUGCUGGCCCGAGAUCCUUACUGCGCCUGGGACCCUCACACUGCUCACUGCACCAAUAUCCUUGAUACGCCCAGCCAGCAGAUGAGGAGGCUGAUUCAGAGUCUGGAUGGGGAUGCAGACAAGUGUCCUAAAGAGCCAGGAAUGCCGCUGAAGGACUACCAACUUGUGGCGGUGAAACCUGGGAGCUCCGCUGAGCUGCCGUGCCUGGUGCGCUCCAACGCGGCUCACGUGCUGUGGAAGUCCAACGGCUCGCUUCUCACCGAGGCGUCUCGCUUCCACUUCAUCCGCGAGAACGGCCUCCUCAUUUACAGCGUGGCUCCAGAGGACCAGGGCCACUACGAGUGCUGGUCGCUGGAGUUCGUCGCCGCCAUCGGGAAGAACUUCACUCGCCUCCUGGCGGGAUAUGUCUUGACUCUGGAUCUCCCGCCAGGAGCCCCGCGUAUGGGCGGCCAUGCGGCAACGGUGACCACCCUCCAGAACCGGGAGGCGUCCAGGACCCGAGGCGGCCAAGGUAACGUUGACACCGACAGACAGCUAACUCCGGCCCUUGCCCCUCCCAAUUUUACGGCUCCAGUGCUGCUCACAUCCCCGCCCCACUCGUCACUAACCCCACCCCCUACCGAGGUGCUGCCAAAACAGCAUCUCCCCCCGAGCGGCAGCGGGCCCCGCCCUGACAACGGGGACCCUGAAGCGGAAUAUUUGCAGCACAGCAACAGCACGGCGCUCCUUUUCCUCUUCCUCCUCUUUUUUCUCCUCUUCCUGGCCGCCAUGGCGUACAACUGCUACAUGCAGUACCUCCCAGCGCCAUGCCUACGUCUGCGGGCCGCCCUGCUGGGCACUCACAAGACCGCCAGCCAGCCCGAGUACCGCGCCUGCGAAGCGGGCCUCAUGGAGGCGUCCGCCACGGACAAGAUGAACAUGUCCGAGCAGCCCACGCAAAACGGCAGCCAGAAUCUGCGGGCCCUGCGCGACACCGGCUACGAGACGGAGCCGGAGUGCGGCAACGGUCGGAUACCUUGCCACGGUUUCGGAGACGAGAGCUCAAGCCAGGAGAAACCCUUUGACGUGGACUGCGCUUCCCAGCCCAUCCAGUUUGCCGAUGCGGAUGAACCGUGCUGCUAGCACGUGGAAGCUGUGUUUGUGUUCGUGGAAGCUGCUGCACCCUCGGAGAAAAGCUCAUUCCUAAAUUCCACAUUGGAAACAUUGUUUACCAAAUUGGUAAGUUAUGGGGAUGUUUUCCAAAGUGGACCUGGAUUUCGUUUGCCCAGGCGGACUAAGUGUUGACUUUGGGCCCUUAGCAUCUCUCAGGGAAGGGUUAGCUGGGGGGUCCCCAACAAGUGGAGGCAUUUGACUUUUCUGGGGUACCCCGCCAUCUAUUGUUGGCUUUUUCUGCCCCGGGAACAGUAUGGAAGAACAUCAUCAUAUGUUGUUAUUAUGUCAAGUCAGCCAUCAUUGGUUUUAAUAAUUUGGGUUUAUUUAUUGGACCGGGUUACACAGCAUCCAUCCGUUUUAUGCAGAAUGUUCAAUUUUAUGUUUUGCUCUUUUCACCCCCUCACCCCCCACCCUCCCACUCCACUCCGGCAGCCUCCUCGUCACCUUCACUGUCCCCUUCUUCCUCCUCUACUCUGACCUCCUCCUCCUACGUGGAGGCUGGCGAGGCGGAGGUGAGGCUCUUGCCCCCCCUGCUGAAGGACCAGGCUUGGGGACUCCAUGCCCAUGAGUCCUUCCUCCUCUUC
Molecule: messenger RNA, 4551 nt
Organism: Doryrhamphus excisus (bluestripe pipefish)
Lineage: Eukaryota; Metazoa; Chordata; Actinopteri; Syngnathiformes; Syngnathidae
Gene: sema4d
Product: sema domain, immunoglobulin domain (Ig), transmembrane domain (TM) and short cytoplasmic domain, (semaphorin) 4D
Biological process (GO): positive regulation of GTPase activity; axon guidance; positive regulation of cell migration
Cellular component (GO): plasma membrane
Molecular function (GO): chemorepellent activity; semaphorin receptor binding
Source: RefSeq, a predicted model, not a curated record